UUGUAAUUCUGGUCAAGGUGCUGAAGCUGCACCAUGGAGGGAAUCAAAUUUAAUCUGUGCCUCUUGUGUAUAUUUACAUGUGACGUCUUGGGUUUUUCAAAUGGUAACAUAUACAACGCUCAUGGCUCAGCUUAUGCAGGUGCAAGCGCUGGGGCUUACAACACACUGCCUAAAGCAUAUCCAUACGGAGCAAAGCAUGAACCAGUAUACAAACCUGUGAAGACAAGUUAUUCGUCACCAUAUAAACCACCAACAUACCAACCACUCAAAAAGAAACCAAUGGACUAUAAUAGUUCUCCGCCAACAUAUGGAUCAAAGACAAACUAUCUUGCAAAGAAGCUGUCAUCUUACAAACCUAUUAAGACAACAUAUAAUGCAAAGACAAGUUAUCCACCAGUUUAUAAACCUAAGAUGACUUAUCCUCCAACAUAUAAACCAAAGCCAAGUUAUCCAGCAACUUAUAAAGCAAAGCCAACUUAUCCAUCAACGUAUAAAGCAAAACCAAGUUAUCCUCCGACUUAUAAAGCAAAACCAAGUUAUCCUUCAACUUAUAAAGCAAAGCCAAGUUAUCCUCCAACUUAUAAAGCAAAACCAAGUUAUAAAGCAAAACCAAGUUAUCCUUCAACUUAUAAAGCAAAGCCAAGUUAUCCUCCAACUUAUAAAGCAAAACCAAGUUAUCCUUCAACUUAUAAAGCAAAGCCAAGUUAUCCUCCAUCGUAUAAAGCAAAACCAAGUUAUCCUUCAACUUAUAAAGCAAAGCCUAGUUAUCCUCCAACUUAUAAAGCAAAAAAAACAAGCUAUCCUCCAACUUAUAAAGCAAAAACAAGUUAUCCUCCAACUUAUAAAGCAAAACCAAGCUAUCCUUCAACUUAUAAAGCAAAGCCAAGUUAUCCUCCAACUUAUAAAGCAAAACCAAGUUAUCCUUCAACUUAUAAAGCAAAGCCAAGUUAUCCUCCAUCGUAUAAAGCAAAACCAAGUUAUCCUUCAACUUAUAAAGCAAAGCCUGUUUAUCCUCCAACUUAUAAAGCAAAACCAAGCUAUCCUUCAACUUAUAAAGCAAAAACAAGUUAUCCUCCAACUUAUAAAGCAAAAGCAACUUAUCCUUCAACGUAUAAAGCAAAACCAAGUUAUCCUUCAAUUUAUAAAGCAAAACCAAGUUAUCCUCCAACGUAUAAAGCAAAACCAAGUUAUCCAUCUACGUAUAAAGCAAAACCAAGUUAUAAACCAAAACCAAGUUAUCCUUCAACUUAUAAAGCAAAGCCAAGUUAUCCUCCAACUUAUAAAGCAAAGCUAAGUUAUCCUCCAUCGUAUAAAGCAAAACCAAGUUAUCCUCCAACUUAUAAAGCAAAGCCAAGUUAUCCUUCAACUUAUAAAGCAAAGCCAAGUUAUCCGUCAACUUAUAAAGCAAACCCAAGUUAUAAAGCAAAACCAAAAUAUCCUCCAACUUAUAAAGCAAAGCCAAGUUAUCAUUCAACUUAUAAAGCAAAGCCAAGUUAUCCUCCAACUUAUAAAGCAAAACCAAGCUAUCCUUCAACUUAUAAAGCAAAAACAAGUUAUCCUCCAACUUAUAAAGCAAAAACAAGUUAUCCUCCAACUUAUAAAGCAAAGGCAACUUAUCCUUCAACUUAUAAAGCAAAGCCAAGUUAUCCUCCAACGUAUAAAGCAAAACCAAGUUAUCCUUCAACUUAUAAAGCAAAACCAAUUUAUCCUUCAACUUAUAAAGCAAAACCAAGUUAUAAAGCAAAACCAAGUUAUCCUUCAACUUAUAAAGCAAAAGUAACGUAUCCUUCAACGUAUAAAGCAAAACCAAGUUAUCCUUCAACUUAUAAAGCAAAACCAAGUUAUCCUUCAACUUAUAAAGCAAAACCAAGUUAUCCUUCAACUUAUAAAGCAAAACCAAGUUAUCCUCCAACUUAUAAAGCAAAACCAAGUUAUCCUUCAACUUAUAAAGCAAAACCAAGUUAUAAAUCAAAGCCAAGUUAUCCUUCCACUUAUAAAGCAAAAACAAGUUAUCCUCCAACUUAUAAAGCAAAACCAAGUUAUCCUUCAACUUAUAAAGCAAAACCAAGUUAUCCUCCAACUUAUAAAGCAAAACCAAGUUAUCCUACAACUUAUAAAGCAAAACCAAGUUAUAAAGCAAAGCCAAGUUAUCCUUCCACUUAUAAAGCAAAAACAAAUUAUCCUCCAACUUAUAAAGCAAAACCAAGUUAUCCUCCAACUUAUAAAGCAAAACCAAGUUAUCCUUCAACUUAUAAAGCAAAACCAAGUUAUAAAGCAAAGCCAAGUUAUCCUUCCACUUAUAAAGCAAAAACAAGUUAUCCUCCAACUUAUAAAGCAAAACCAAGUUAUCCUCCAACUUAUAAAGCAAAACCAAGUUAUCCUCCAACUUAUAAAGCAAAGCCAACUUAUUCAUCAACUUAUAAAGCAAAGCCAAGUUAUCCUUCAACUUAUAAAGCAAAGCCAACUUAUUCAUCAACUUAUAAAGCAAAACCAAGUUAUCCUUCAACUUAUAAAGCAAAGCCAAGUUAUCCUUCAACUUAUAAAGCAAAGCCAACUUAUUCAUCAACUUAUAAAGCAAAACCAAGUUAUCCUCCAACUUAUAAAGCAAAACCAAGCUAUCCUUCAACUUAUAAAGCAAAGCCAAGUUAUCCUCCAACAUACAAAACAAGUUACCCUCCUACAUAUAAAAAAAAGAUCAGCUAUCCAUCACAAUAUAAAGCGAAGACAAGUUAUCCCCCAUCAUAUAAACCAACAAACAGCUAUCAUUCUCAAUAUUAAAAGUGUUAAUUAAAAUAUUCACAUUACUGUUCUACACAUUUUAACGUUUGUGUUGAUGAGGACAUUUGAAAGUAAUACAUAAUCGGGGUUAAUGAUUUGUUAUAUUCAAUCUUUAUGUUUGUGAUUGGUUAUGUUCUUGAUGUUAAAAAUAAAUGUUUAUUCUCUUCUGGU
Mytilus trossulus (common blue mussel) is the source of this 2949-nucleotide messenger RNA. Its product is annotated as adhesive plaque matrix protein-like. The coding region runs from base 34 to 2778 and encodes 914 amino acids. The transcript is spliced from 4 exons. The record is from RefSeq and is a predicted model, not a curated record. Lineage: Eukaryota; Metazoa; Mollusca; Bivalvia; Mytilida; Mytilidae. Gene Ontology annotation, cellular component: extracellular region.